Messenger RNA from Arabidopsis lyrata subsp. lyrata, 1793 nucleotides. Its product is annotated as probable transcription factor At5g61620. Lineage: Eukaryota; Viridiplantae; Streptophyta; Magnoliopsida; Brassicales; Brassicaceae. Gene Ontology annotation, biological process: response to ethylene; response to gibberellin; response to auxin. Gene Ontology annotation, molecular function: zinc ion binding; DNA binding. The record is from RefSeq and is a predicted model, not a curated record. The transcript is spliced from 3 exons. Bases 679 to 1644 code for a protein of 321 amino acids.
ACGCGUUUGAACUGGAUCCAAAUAUCCAAAUAUAUCAUAAUUUUUUUUAUAUAUAAAUUAAACAGUAUAUACUCUGAAUUAUCGCAAAUAUAAAUGUAAGCUUUUCGAUGAAAUAGAAAAUAGGAAUAAUUGGCUAGAAAGUAUGAGAUAUUAACUAAUAUGGAUUAAGAUAAAAGUAAGCAAAUUUCAACUGCACUAAGAUUAGGAUUGAUAUUGAUAAAAAUAUGGGUAACUUAGGAAAUAAAAUAAAAAAUAAAAAUCGAAUAUACGUUUUAAUAUCUCACCUAAAUACCCUGGAUUAAUAUCCAGUACAUUAUUUACCUGGAAAACAAUCUAACGGCUGUAUCUCUACGAAUCCUAUCUUAAGAAAAUCUCAACCGUUGAUUAUGAUCUUACGCAGAUUCUGCUGGAUUUUUUCCUUAUAAUAACUUCGGUAAAAACUUCCAAAUAAAAGAAGAUAAAUAAGGAAAACGCUUUAUCUCUUAAGGAAAAACAAAAAUGUAAAAACACCAAGGACAUUCACAAAAAACAGCUCACGCAUAUCCGGAUAUAUAUCGUAUAUAUAUAAUAUCUAUAAUUACACACAGAGAUUAAGAUAUAAAUACAAUUAGCGAGAGAGAUCUUGAGGAUUCCAAUUCUUGUGACGUAGAGAGAUCAAACUCAGAGAGAGAGAGAGAGAUGGUGAAGGAGACGGUGAUGGUAGCGAAGACGUGCUCACACUGUGGCCACAAUGGCCAUAACGCACGGACUUGUCUUAACGGCGUUAAUAAGGGAAGUGUUAAACUGUUCGGCGUUAAUAUAUCUUCUGAUCCGAUUAGGCCGCCUGAGGUGACGGCGUUAAGGAAGAGUCUCAGUUUGGGAAACCUUGAUGCUCUUCUCGCUAACGAUGACAGUAACGGUAACGGUGAUCCUAUCGCCGCCGUUGAUGAUACCGGUUAUCAUUCCGAUGGUCAGAUUCAUUCCAAGAAGGGUAAAACUGCUCAUGAGAAGAAAAAGGGGAAGCCAUGGACGGAAGAAGAACAUCGGAAUUUCUUAAUUGGUUUGAAUAAACUCGGAAAAGGAGAUUGGAGAGGAAUUGCAAAGAGUUUCGUGACGACAAGAACACCAACACAAGUCGCAAGUCAUGCUCAAAAAUAUUUUAUUAGGUUAAACGUUAACGACAAGAGAAAAAGACGUGCUAGUCUCUUUGACAUCUCUCUCGAAGAUCAGAAGGAAAAAGAGAUGAAUUCUCAAGAUGCAUCAACAUCUUCAUCAAAGACUCCACCUAAACAACCAAUAACCGGAAUUCAACAACCGGUGGUACAAGGUCAGACCCAUACCGAGAUUUCGAACAGGUUUCAGAGUUUAUCAAUGGAGUAUAUGCCAAUCUACCAAACCGUACCACCUUACUACAACUUUCCACCUCUUAUGUUCCAUCCAAUGUACUAUAGCACUCCUGAAGUACCGGUUAGGUUUGUUCAUCCUUCUGGUAUACCUGUACCAAGGCAUAUACCGAUUGGUAUGCCUCAAUCUCAGUCGAAUGAAGCUUCUAAUAUGACAAAGAAAGACGGUUUGGAUCUUGAUAUCGGUUUGCCUCCACCUCUUCCACAAGCUACUACCGGAGCUACUGACUUGACUGGUCAUGGCGUUAUUCAUGUGAAAUGAAAUCGCAUUUUUGUUUGUUUAUUUAAGCAUGGUAUAGGUAUAUUGCUUUUUAUGGUGUUGAGUUUACUUGAAUAUAUAGCUCUUAUAUUCAGAAGUUUUGCCAAUCGGAUUAUGUAUCAUUUUUCUCCAGAUUAGAUCCAAUAAAAAUA